AUGGAGAACAACUUCAACCAAGAACAAGUUGUUAAUACAAUGAGUAGGUACCAGUUCUGUAUUAUCCACCUUGAGGAUGAGGUUGUUGGGUUUGUGGAUCGUGCAUUCGCCAUUCUUUAUGAUCACGAUCUUCAAUGUCAAUGGACUUUAACAGAUGAAGAAGGCAAUAGACAUGUCGUCACUUAUAACAAGAAUUUACAGAAACCAAUGGUAAUAGGAGGAUGGAAUGAUUUAAGGGAAUUUUAUGAACUACACGAUAACCACAGUAUUUAUUUUGGAUAUGUUGGUCAUUCUUGCUUCCACAUCACUGUUUUUCCAAGUAAAUGCAAACCUUUAUCUAUUGGACGUUUUCUUAAAAGACUUCAAGCAGAUGAACCACUUUUCAAUGGACCGAAGUUGCAUUUUUGCAUAUUUCUGAAUCCAAACCAAUGCCAUGCUAGCCAUCUGGAUUUGCCUUCUGAUUUUGGCAAUUAUCUUCGUCAAGGAAGAUUUAAAUACAUUCUUCUUCAUGGACCUCGCGAAAUAGUCAAGUGCAAACUACUCUUGAGAAAUCAUCCAAAGAAGUCUAACAAAAUAGGAAGUGGGUGGAAGGAAUUUUGUACUGCUCAUGGAUUUGAUCAACCUAUUGACUUGGUGUUUGAAAUUGAUCAGAUGAAAAGCAAUCAGAAUGUCAAAGUGCUUACAUAUUUAUUCCAUAUGUUUUCUGCUGAAAUGGAGGAAAACGAUUGUAAAAAUGCAAGGCUGAGGAGGAAGUUGGUGCUACAACAAAGGUUUAAUGCAGAUUACAAAGAACAGAAUGCAAGGAAAAAAACAAAAAUCGCCAACCAUUGUUCUCAAAUUCUCAGCAAUAGCAUUCACAGAAGUUAUGUACAAAAUAAUUACAAUUGCAGUGCAAGUGCCACAUCUGGAGUUCAAAAUCAUUCAUAUUCUGUCUCUAACAAUAAAGUUGUCAAAUAUCCUUUUCAAGUCAUACAAUCACUUCAAAACAGAUUCAAUCUUCAUGAUGAAACAACAACAGAACAACAUUGUUCAGACACAAGAAAUGAUGAUUCAACAAGAACAACAUAUGAAGGAGAUAGUACAAGUACUACAAUUACAAACGAAUUGUAUUGCAAAGGAGAGUUACAAGAACUACUCAAUAUUGGAGAUCCUUGCUUGGAAUGCCAAUACUGUCAAGCUCAACUGUGGUAUGAAGAAAGAGCAGAAAAAAGUAACACAUCAAAGGAAGUUCAAUUUUCAUUAUGUUGCCAAAAGGGAAAAGUACAAAUUCCACUACUAAAAAAACCACCUGAUCUUCUUGAAGGUUUGUUAAAUGGUGUAGAUCGUAGAAGCAAAUCAUUUUUACAGAAUAUAAGACUCUACAAUAGCAUGUUUUCAUUUACUUCAAUUGGUGGUAAGAUAGAUACUUUAAUGAACAAUGGUUCUGCUCCACCACAAUUUAUUCUUAAUGGUCAGAACUAUCAUCGUAUUGGAAGUUUAUUGCCAGAACGUGGAUCAAAGCCAAAGUUUGCACAACUUUACAUAUAUGACACCGAAAAUGAAUUGAGUAACAGACUAAAGCAUUUCAGGUCUAACAGCAAGGAAUCUGAUCUAGAUCAAUCAUUGGUUGCUGAUUUGAUUCAAAUGAUUGACACUCACAAUGUUCUUGCGAAAUCUUUCAGAAGAGUAAGAGAAUUGUCACUGCAACAUAUGGAAUCAGAUUUCACACUAAGACUAUUUAGAGGCAGAAACAAAGACCCUAGAGUAUACAACACACCUUCAUGUGAUGAAAUAGCUGCUCUAAUAGUUGGUGAUUUUGGCAAUCUGGAUGUAGGCAGAGAUAUCAUUGUCAAGAAAUUUUCUGGUGAAUUAACAAGACUGCAUGAAACUCACACAGCUUUCAUUCCACUUCAGUAUCCUCUAAUGUUUCCAUAUGGAGAAGAUGGUUAUCAAGAAGAUAUUCCAAUCAGAGAGUCUCAUUCAAGAAGUCAAUCCAAGGUUAGAAUUAGAAUUUCGUUGCGAGAAUUUAUUGCAUUUAGAAUACAACAAAGAUCUAUAGAACCUGGAAAUAUUGUGAAUGCAUGUAGAUUAUUCCAACAGUUUUUGGUUGAUUGUUAUACAAUGGUAGAAGCACAACGACUGUCGUUCAUUAGAGCUAAUCAAAAGUUAAUUCGUUGUGAUAUUCUUAAUGGAUUACAAGAGGAUGUUAAUAGAGGAGAGACAGAUCCUUCUUUAAUUGGAAGACGUAUUGUACUGCCUGCUUCAUUCACUGGUGGUACAAGAUACAUGUUCAACAAUUGUCAAGAUGCUAUGGCUAUUUGUAAAAAGUUUGGCUAUCCUGAUUUGUUCAUUACUAUAACAUGCAAUGUCAAUUGGAGCGAAAUAAGAGACUUUGUUUUACCAAAAGGGUUGUCACCAUCAGAUAGACCUGAUAUUGUAUGUAGAGUAUUCAAAAUGAAGCUGGAUGAAAUGAUGACAGAUUUCAGAAAAAAGGACUUCUUUGGAAAAACCACUGCAGGAAUGUACACAGUAGAAUUUCAAAAGAGAGGUUUACCUCAUGCACAUAUACUUUUAUGGUUGGAUGGAGAAAGCAAAUUGAAAAAUUCAACUGAUAUUGAUAAAGUAAUAUCAGCUGAAUUGCCCAAUGCGGAUUUGUAUCCAAAAUUGGAAAAAGUUGUAGCAAGUUACAUGAUUCAUGGACCAUGCGGACCUGCGAGAUAUACUUCACCAUGCAUGAAAGAAGGAAGAUGGUCCAAAUUUUAUCCUAAAAUAUUCACAUCUUCAACUUCUAUUGAUGAAGAUGGAUAUCCAUGCUAUAGAAGACUUGAUAAUGGUAGAUUUGUUGAGAAGAAUGGAAUUAAGCUGGACAACAGAAGUGUUGUUCCUUACAAUCCACCACUUCUAAUGAGGUAUCAAGCUCACGUGAAUACAGAGUAUUGCAACAAGACCAAUUCAAUAAAAUAUUUGUUCAAAUAUGUCAACAAGGGUCCUGACAGAGCUACUCUUAAAAUAAGCAACAACUCUGCACAACGUGACAAAGAAACCAUUAUUGAUGAGAUCAAGAGGUAUUAUGAUUGUAGGUAUCUAUCACCAUGUGAAGCAGCUUGGCGAAUAUUUGCUUUUGACAUCCAUCACAGAUGGCCUCCUGUUCAGAGAUUGACAUUCCAUCUUCCUGGACAACAAUCAACUUUGUUUAAAGAUAAUGAUGAUAUUAAUGUGAUCUGCAACAGGUACGAAAAUGCUAACACAAUGUUUCUAGCUUGGUUUGAGGCUAACAAAGUUUAUACAGAAGGAAAAGAAUUGACUUAUUCUGAAUUUCCAAGCAAAUUUGUGUGGUUUGCUAAAGAAAAAGAAUGGAAACCAAGGAAGAAAGGCUACAACAUUGGUAGACUUACUUAUAUUCCUCCAGGCUCUAGAGAACUUUAUUAUUUGAGGAUAUUACUGACAAUUCAAAAAGGUUGUAUUGAUUAUGAAAGCAUAAAGACCAUUGAUGGGAAAUUUUAUGAAACAUACCAAGAUGCUUGCUAUGCUUUGGGAUUGUUGGCAGACGAUAAAGAAUAUAUUGAUGCAAUCAAAGAAGCAAGUGAAUUUGCUUCGGGGUAUGAACUUAGAAGAUUAUUUGUUACUUUGUUGUCCAUGAAUACAAUUUCUAAACCAGAUAUAGUUUGGAAUUCUACAUGGACUAUCUUGUGUGAUGGAAUUUUGUACCAAAAGAGAAAGGAAAUGAGAUUACCAGCUCUUCAAAUUGAGACUGCUGAAUUACAAAAAAUAUGUCUCAUGGAAAUACAAGAAAUGCUAAUGUCAAAUGGUAGAUGUUUGAAAGAUUAUCCUUCAUUACCUCAACUUGAUAUUUCAGAUGUACAUACAUUCAAUAACAGAUUUAUUGUUGAUGAGCUGCAAUACAAUAAAGAAGACAUGGCAAAAGAACAUGAUAUUUUGCUUAAAGCACUGAAUGAUGAACAAAUGCAUGUAUAUCAGGAUAUCAUGACAGCAGUUGUUUCAAACAAGGGAGGAUUCUUCUUUUUAUAUGGCUAUGGUGGUACAGGUAAAACGUUUAUGUGGAAGACAUUGUCAGCUGCUCUAAGAAGUAAGGGCAUGAUUGUUUUGAACGUAGCAUCAAGUGGAAUUGCUUCUUUACUACUUCCUGGUGGAAAAACAGCACACUCUACCUUCUGCAUCCCACUGUUAAUUAAUGAUGAAUCAACUUGCAACAUAGCGCAAGGUACUCUCCGUGCUAAACUUCUGAUGGCAACCAAUUUAAUUAUCUGGGAUGAAGCACCAAUGAUGAAUAGAAUGUGCUUUGAGGCAUUUGAUAGAACACUAAGAGAUAUUAUGCGAAAUGUUGAUGAUGCCAAUAAUGACAAACCAUUUGGUGGCAAAGAAGUUGUCUUGGGAGGUGACUUCAGACAAAUUCUACCCGUUAUAAAGAAAGGAUCUAGGUUUGAUAUCAUCAAAUCAGCCAUCAACUAUUCAGAGUUAUGGAAUUGUUGUAAAGUGCUCAAACUGUCCAAGAACAUGAGAUUAAGUACUACAACAAACAAUCAAACAGCCAAUGAUAUCAAAGAAUUUGCUGAUUGGAUAUUGAAAAUUGGAGAUGGCCAAAUGGAUGUAAAUGAGAAUGGUGAGUGCAUGGUAGAAAUUCCAGAAGAGCUGCUUAUUAUAAAUACAGAUGUACCUUUAUUGUCAUUGGUUGAAUUUGUUUAUCCUCAAUUUGUGGUUAACAUGAUGAAUCCAAAUUAUUUUGAUGAUGGAGCAAUCUUGUGCCCAACUAAUGAUUCUGUAGAGCAAGUCAAUGAUUUCAUGUUGUCUUUAUUAGGUGGUGAAGAGGUGACUUAUUUAAGUUCAGAUACACCUUGCCAAUCUGAUGAACAAGAUGAAGUUCAAUCUGAAUGGUUUACAUCUGAAUUUUUAAAUGAUAUCAAAUGUUCAGGGAUACCAAAUCAUAAACUCAAGCUCAAAACAGGUGUGCCAAUUAUGCUCUUGAGAAAUAUUGAUCAAGCAAAAGGUCUUUGCAAUGGCACAAGAUUGCAAGUCAACCAUUUGGGUAAAAAUGUAAUCUCUGCAACUGUAAUUACUGGAAAAAACAUUGGUGACAAAAUUUUUAUUCCAAGAAUGGAUUUAGUGCCAUCUGAUUCAGGAUUGCCUUUCAAAUUCCAAAGAAUACAGUUCCCAAUUUCAUUAUGCUUUGCAAUGACAAUUAACAAAAGUCAAGGACAAACACUUUCUAGAGUGGGACUUUAUCUUCCACAACCUGUAUUCACACAUGGCCAACUAUAUGUUGCUAUUUCUAGAGUGAAAACCAAGAGAGGAUUGAAAAUACUUAUAUUGGAUGAAAAUGGAAAUAUCACAAACACAACUAAAAAUGUUGUCUACAAAGAAAUUUUUGAAACUCUUUGA
Molecule: messenger RNA, 5376 nt
Organism: Vigna unguiculata (cowpea)
Lineage: Eukaryota; Viridiplantae; Streptophyta; Magnoliopsida; Fabales; Fabaceae
Biological process (GO): telomere maintenance; DNA repair
Molecular function (GO): DNA helicase activity
Source: RefSeq, a predicted model, not a curated record